UCACCUGUUUAUUAUUUCAUCAUGAGGGUUGAUAACGUGAGCGGAGAGACAUUCAGAUUUUUAAAAUAAACAUAUCCAUAAGGAAAUGGUGUCACCGUGCUGAAGAUGGCAAAUCACCCACUGUUUCUGGCUUCUCUAUAUCUGCCCUUUGACUCCUCACAGAAGAGCUGAGUAAGGUAACAGCCUGCGAGGAAGAAUAAGGAAUGUAAAUAAAUGAAGGAGCAGACCCCAACCCCAUCACAUAGCAUGGGACAGCUCAGACGGCAAUGAUUCUUACAGCAAUCAAUGACGUUAGUUUGGUUCUGCAAAAGAAAAAAGCCACAAUAGAUGUUGAAGUCAAAAAUCUCGAAAGUCUCUUAGAUAAUCUGCAGAUCUUACGCAAGCAGUGGAAUGCUAUCUUAAAAGAAUGUCGAACAGUUUCCGAGCAUUUAACGACCACCACUUCAACAUUCUCAGUGAGUCGUAAAAAGAAACGAGUGGAAGUUACACCCGAAAAUUCAGAUGAAGAUUAUACUGAUGAAGAAAUUGAUUUCAAACGUAACACUUUCUUCGUUAUCAUGGAUCAGAUCAUCGCGGGAAUAAGGAACAGAUUUGCCUCAAUAAGAGCAAUCAACAACAUGUUUUCAUUCUUGUGGUUGUUUCCGAAAAUGGAAGUAGAAGAAGUUCAGACUGCUGCGCUACGUUUUGCUGAAAAAUACCCUGCUGAUAUCGUGCGAAAUCAUUCACUUAAAAACCGUUUAUCAAGCUAAUUUUGCUGAGAGUAGUAAAACUCAUUUGUCUCCAUUCGAUUUGUUGAAUGCUAUCCCCACCAAAAAUUUGGAUACACUGUUUCCAAACAUCAAGAAUAAAGAACUAUCAUCGUUUUUGUUCAAGCCAAUCUCGAGUCUCAGGACUGGCAACGUUAUGUUUGGAAUCUCAAUUAGCUAGAAAACUUGACUUCGGUAUUAUCAUUGAGGAAUUUGCAUCAGCUAAAGCAAGGAAGGCAUAUUUUUG
This is a messenger RNA of Ceratitis capitata (Mediterranean fruit fly), 993 nucleotides long. RefSeq lists its product as uncharacterized. Lineage: Eukaryota; Metazoa; Arthropoda; Insecta; Diptera; Tephritidae. The transcript is spliced from 3 exons. Bases 267 to 749 code for a protein of 160 amino acids. The record is from RefSeq and is a predicted model, not a curated record.